Gallus gallus (chicken) is the source of this 1879-nucleotide messenger RNA. It is a transcript of the gene SIGIRR, whose product is annotated as single Ig and TIR domain containing. The transcript has 10 exons. NCBI's taxonomy places the organism in Eukaryota, Metazoa, Chordata, Aves, Galliformes, Phasianidae. The record is from RefSeq and is a predicted model, not a curated record. Bases 230 to 1480 code for a protein of 416 amino acids. Gene Ontology annotation, biological process: signal transduction.
GGCAGUCAGCUCAAGUGGCACGGGGGGAAGACGGCUGGCAGGAACUCUGGAGGAAUCUCCUGCAGUUUCUCCUCUGUCCCAGCCCCAAUCCACCCCGUGGCAGCAGCAGGUGGACUUUGUCCUCCUGGAAAACGUGACACCGGGUCCCUCCUUCUGCAGUGCUGGUAGCCGAAUGCCUCUGACCACGCCAUGGCAGAAGCUGGAUGCCUGAUGGUUUCCCCUUCCACCUAUGCCUCCAGAGUUUUGCAGUGUACCUCCUGAAAUCGUUGCCCCGGCUGCCAAUGAGACGCUGGAGCUGGCCCUGGGAAGCCAGGUUGUGCUGAACUGCACCGUGCGCUGGGCAAUCAGUGAGCACUGUGAGCCCGUCCCCACCUGGACCAAGGAUGGGCAGUGGCUGGGCAGCGAGAGCAGACAAGACAGCACGUGGCUUGGUCAAAAUGCCUCGGAGCGUCUCCUUGCCACCGUCCUGCAGGUCAACCUCACGCACAAUGCCGAUUUUGGGGUGUUUGCCUGCUGGGUCAGCAAUGCUACAGCCAGCUUCACCCUGCGGAGAGAGGAGGUUGCAGGGCACGUGAGUGCAGUGCUGGCUGCCCUGUUGGUCCUGUCCCUCCUGGUGCUGCUGGCAGGGCUCUAUAUCAGAUGCCGCCUGAGCGUGCUGCUCUGGUACAGGAACCACUACGGCGAGCUGGAGAUGAACGACGGGAAGCUGUACGAUGCUUAUGUGUCCCAUGCCACCGCUCCAGAUGACCGAAAGUUUGUCCACUUCAUUGUCAAACCACAGCUGGAGAACCGCUAUGGCUACAAGCUCUACCUGGAUGAGCAGAACAUCAUGCCCAAUGCUGAGCCAUCAGCAGACCUCAUCAUGAACGUGAGCAGGUGCCGGCGUCUCAUUGUGGUCCUCUCUGUGGCGUACCUGGAGCAGGACUGGUGCAACAGCAGCUUUAGGGAAGGGCUCUGGAGGUUGCUGGAGCUUUCCAAGAAACCCAUCUUCAUCGUCUUUGAGAGCCAGUACCGGGAGAUCACACACCCUGCCAUCAGCCUGCUGAAGCAACACAGGAGCGCUGUGACCUUGCUGGUUUGGCGAGCAGGCUCCAUGACCCCAUCGUCAGACUUCUGGAAGGAGCUGUGCCUGGCCCUGCCACGCAAGGUAGCCUUCCGGCGGACCAUGGGGGACCCACAGACCCAGCUACAGGAGGACAAGGACCCCAUGCUCAUCCUGCACAGCAGCUACUUGGACAGCCGGGGGGACCCCCAUCCAGAUGGAGACCUGGGUACAGGCCUCCGUGGAUGUGCUUUCAGAAGUCCCCUUCCUCCCCGCAUCAGUGGCCCCGGGGGGCCCACAGCUUUGGCCACCGGCACAGUGGAAGACACGCAGCUGAAGGACAGCCACAGAUCUGAGAUUGACAUCUCUGACCUGGGCUCACGCAACUACGGCGCCCGCACAGACUUCUACUGCCUGGUGACAGAAGAUGACAUCUGAGCAGAGCCACAGCCAAGCUGCUGAAUCUCAGCAUCCCCACAUUCUGUGGGACUGCACAGACUCUGGUCACGGUUCCAGGAUCCCAGGCACAGUGAAGAACUGAAGCUGGGAGGAGAGGAGCUGGCUCCUAGCGACAUGCUUCAUGGUGGAAAGCCAUCAUGGGGGGACAUUCCUGUCCACAGUACCAGGGCACCCUUGGGCGGUAGGUCUUCCUCCCUUACCCUGGGUAGAAGGGACAUUUUUCCUGCCUACUGGACAAACACUGGGAUUGGUGAUGCCCUUGGAGAUGUAGCAUGCGCCCACAUUCCUUUGCCCCUCACUUCCCUACCCUACUUGCUCGAGGCAGCAUCACCCUUUCCCCCCCAGAAAUCCUGGUGGCAAUAAAAUGCUGCUGUUCCA